Durotheca rogersii is the source of this 1355-nucleotide messenger RNA. RefSeq lists its product as uncharacterized. The record is from RefSeq and is a predicted model, not a curated record. Lineage: Eukaryota; Fungi; Ascomycota; Sordariomycetes; Xylariales; Xylariaceae. The annotation marks the transcript as partial. The transcript has 2 exons.
GGUAGACGGCUUGGAUCCGGGGCGGCGUAAUCUAUUCCAGACAGGCUAUCAGCUUGCCCCGUGCGCCUGUCUCGCCAGAUCAUGUAGGUUCUGCCUCCAUCGCUUUGUUGCCGCCAUCGUGCUACGUAAUCCUGAGUGCGUAUACAUAUUUGCAUAUUCAUAUGCCUACGUGUGUCCGGCAAAUACCGUGUAUUAAUUAUUAGCUGCUUUCUGUAUCUUCACAACCCUUCCAAACCCCUUCCAGGCCUCUUCGGUACAUAUAUUAAGAGCCAACACCAUUAGCAUAGUAAAUAGCUUCUCACCUAGUCGUUAAGUACAAGUUAAUUAACUACCCACCUACCUUGAGCGCCCUGUCAACGAUGCCCUCCCUAGUAAGACAUCCCCCAUCAGGUGAGAGGAGGAGGAGGCGCAGCAUAGCAUAGCUUCCGUGCGCCCUGUAAUAAGAUCUCGACGGUGCUUACAGUCAUUGCAGUUCCUGGUUGUUGUCAGCAUCGGAUGUAAUAGUAGAUUUGCAGGUCUAUACCGAGUCUUGGCUCGGAGGUCUUGGCGGUCUAUAGGACAUCGGAGCCCAUCCCUAAAUCUCCGGGUCACAACCGCGGUUAUGUGCGGUGCCUGUAUGUGGGUAUAUGUGUGUGUAUUAUGUGUGUAUGCGUAUGCCGGCAGGCAUCACAACGCCUACGUACAGGGCGUCGUAGCGGUUAUGUGGCGAGCUACGGGAGGAAGUCUGCUGGACGCCUGCGGUAUUGCGCCAUGUCCUCGCGCGAAUGCAUGUGUGCUACAUCACAGGGAAAUGUAGGCGCCUACACUUCCUUGUUUGGUGCUGUCGGACUCUACGGCUGCCCACGCGACAGCACUGCCAAUAUAAUAUUGCAUGAGCCCAGUGGCGCCGCCCACAUACACACAAGACUCGUUGUUCCAUGGGUCUUCGAUGUCGUCGUGGCCGUAUACCCGGGCGAUGUUUUUAUUCCGCGCACGUCUGGGCACGAUGACGCGGCCAAGCCGUGCCUGGGCACCGCGGGUUCGCAGCCAAGGACGAGAGAAAAGCUUGACACAAUCCAGGCUCUGCGUGGGUGCGACGGUGACAUCGCAUGGGCAAGCCCUGCUGUGGCUACUCCCUCGGGCUGCGCAUAUGAGUAGCAAGUCAUCGAAACGGCCCUAUCUCGCACACAACAUCUUCUGCAGCGUCCGCCGCAUGCGCAGACGAUGGACCGGCCGAUGAUUGCCUGCCAAUCGCAACACAUCAGCGCACUACCCUACUCCCUCCCCUGCCUCUCCUCAUCUGCCGUGUCUGUCUACUCCCCAGCUGCUCCGCCGCGGGACGGGAAGAAAGAAGAAGAAAGCGAGGAAGAAGGAAA